Conger conger (European conger) is the source of this 876-nucleotide messenger RNA. RefSeq names its product probable pancreatic secretory proteinase inhibitor. The record is from RefSeq and is a predicted model, not a curated record. Lineage: Eukaryota; Metazoa; Chordata; Actinopteri; Anguilliformes; Congridae. Gene Ontology annotation, molecular function: serine-type endopeptidase inhibitor activity; protein binding. Bases 72 to 311 code for a protein of 79 amino acids. The transcript has 4 exons.
CAGAAGGAGGAGAAGUAAUCAUCUGCUUAUUUUCCUAUUUUAAUGUUAUUUAUUUUAUUUUAUUUGGUAACAUGACUGUAUACACGCUACUGCUGUUCAUGGCUAUCCUCUUCACCACAGAAGCAGGGGGAAGUUCUGGCCAAUAUAGAAUGCCAUCAUGUGGAGGCAUGAGUGAGACUCAAGCUUGUCCCUUAAACUACUCUCCAGUGUGUGGCACUAAUGGGAUCACCUAUGCCAACGAGUGUGCCCUGUGUGUCCAGAGACUGGAAACCAAAGCGGACAUCUUAAUUGUGAAGGACGGACCAUGCUGAAUAGGCAAGAUGGCUCGUAUCUUUGGAAAUAAUGAUGUCAUCUUACUUAUCAGUCUCACCUUGGACCUCUAAUUUACCAGAAAAUCAUAAUUUGGUUAUUUCAGCAAUGCAGAACUUUUGACUCAUAAAUAACAAGUAAAAUUGAUCUGCCCAAUUAAACAAAUUUUUGGCCCAGAUCUGAGUGCUGUGAUGGAAUUAUUAAAUGUGUCACAGAUCUACAGGUUCGACAGAUUUUGAUGCAGAUUCAUUUAAGUUGGUGUUAAUUUUAUGUGUAAUAUUUAUGUCUAUUUGCAUAUAAAUUUGGUGGUGGUGGUGUGGUUAAAGGCUGUUUUUUAUUACUUUGUAUUAUUAUUAUUCACGUAUUACUUAUUUUAUAACUGCUUCAUAUGAAAUCUGUAGCUACAGUUCCACAAAAUGUAUAAUGCUGAAAGAUAUAACCGAUUGUGCAAAGCAUAUACAGCUCCUGUUCACAUCAAAGAAUAAAAUUUAGAACAACUAUUAAUGUAAAUCGCCAUGGUACCUGUCUGAGACCCGAAGGCAUAUCCUUUUUGAAAAUGAACUGUUG